AGAAUCAGUUAGACAUGUGCUAAAAGUCCAGUUGAGCACUCGAGCAUACAAGCAUCAAAAUUUCUUUAAAAUAGCUCAAACCUUAGUCAAAACAUAUUUUUCUUCUCAUAGCAAAUAUUCAGAUUGUAAACAAAUUAGCUGAAAGACUAGUGCAGUCCUGCCUUAAUAUUCCAGUAUGAUACACCGGGAGGGAUACUGAUCCAUAAUGUACUUACUACAAAAGAAGAUGUGAGAAAUUUAGGACGUCUUAAUCUGUGAAAAAUGGAGGAAAGAUAAUCCAUUAGUCUUUUUAAUCAGUUUAUUCAAUCCAAAAUUCAAUGCAUAAUAUCUAAUUGCGCUGGAGUUUCUAAAUCUUUGGAGAGUGCUCUACGGAAAUCAAUUCUAGUCAUUCGAAGAAAGAAAAAUGGAAAAUGGCAGAAAGAAAAUUUAUCAAUAAUAUUGUUCGAAAUAUCAGAUCAAAUAAUUGCUUGGAGAUGACAAUAAUUGAUUGACACUGUGCAUGAUUGCACCUUUCUUUUCUUUCAGCUAUUUAACUGUUUUAUAUGGCUAAGGGGCCAUCAAUACAGUGCGCACUUUUUGGAUUUGAUGAAUCUAUUCUGUAGUCUCUUCGACACUGAUGGAUUUACUGAAACGUUAAUUAAUGUACAUUGUCCUAGCACUGAAGAUCAAGCAUUCCGGCCCCCCAGAACGUUCAUUAGAAUUAGACUGGCCUUGGUUUGUGACUUUGAUCUCUUUCUGUCCUGUAGAUCCAACUGCAGAGGUCGUUGCUCUCUCACCAACGACGCUCAUGGCGACUAACAGAUUUGUAUGUGAAAUUUGCAACAAGGGAUUUCAGAGGGACCAGAACCUCCAAUUGCAUCGAAGAGGUCAUAACCUUCCUUGGAAGCUUAAGCAAAGAACCACAACUGAGGUGCGGAAGCGUGUCUAUAUAUGUCCCGAGCCAACCUGCGUCCACCACAACCCUGCUCGUGCAUUAGGGGAUCUUACAGGGAUCAAGAAGCAUUAUAGCCGGAAACACGGCGAGAAAAAAUGGAAAUGCGAUAAGUGCUCAAAGAAAUAUGCAGUGCAAUCUGACUGGAAGGCUCAUCAAAAAACUUGCGGCACCAGGGAAUACAAAUGUGACUGUGGAACCAUCUUCUCAAGGAGAGACAGCUUCAUCACUCACAGGGCUUUCUGCGAUGCGCUGGCAGAAGAGAACAACAAGGUGAAUCAAGGCUUGAUGAACAGCAUGGGACCAAACAUGCAAGGCCAAAUGCCCGACUUCAUGUCGUCAAUGCCCAUGAACCCCAACGCUAACACAUCCAUGGGGCUGUCCGAAUUCAACAAUUUUGACCCCAAAAACCCACUAAAGUCACUCCCUCAGGACCUCGUGCCCAUGCCGUUCAAGCCCACGAACAUGGUGGGUGGCAUGUUUUCGAGCAGUUCAGGAACUCUUUUCGGCAGUCCAAAGGGCAUAUCCUCGUCAUGCUCCGGCCUUCAGCUCAGUUCGAAUACGCCUUCAAGCUUCAACUACCUUCAAGAAGGCAAAAACGGAAGCCAACUUUCCGGAUCGCCCCACAUGUCGGCAACCGCAUUGUUGCAAAAAGCAGCCCAAAUGGGGGCAACCGCCAGUAACACCAUUAAUUCUCCCAUGAUGCAGAAGAGCUUCGUCGGCAGCAUGGCCGGUCCCGAUCAAAUUGCUGGGCCCAAAUCAUCCGCAUACUCUUCGAUGCAGCAGCAUAAUAUUAACAACAGCAAUAACGCUUCGUACGAGAACUUCGCAACUCAUCAACCAGACCAAUCAGGGUUAGCAGGGCUUCACAAUGCAGGAGGGUUUAACCCGCACCUCUUGCACAAGGGCCCAUCACAAGAAACCAAUCAUCAUCAUCAUCAGUUGUUUGAUCACUCUGGAGGUGCUGCGGCUGCUGGGACCUCAGCUAUGAACGACUUGGGAAUGUACAGCGGAAUUCUACUGGGAAGCGAUCAAAACCUGGGAUUCAUAAAGGGAAUGGAUCGCCGCGGCGGUGGAGACGAUAGCGAUAGUCCUGCAGGCCUCAUGCAGAGUAGAGGUUCGAUGAGCAGGAGUCCAGCUGCCGGGCCAACCAGAAUGCGGGGGGGAAACGGGAGCGAUGUGACGACAGUGGAUUUCUUGGGGAUUGGAGUAUCCCGGCCCCCAAAUGUGCAUGAGCAGCAACAGAGGCUGGACCAGUUGGAGGCAAUGAGCCAACAUCGGAUGCAAGUGAUGGACCCUUUUCACCAGCAACUAUCCCACGGCCAUGGGGAACCCGCUCACGUUGAAAAGCCAUUAUGGGAUGUUUGAGAAAUGCUAAUGAUCCAGAAGAGAAGAGGUACGUGUAUGGUGCAAAGUGCAAGACGAGGGUCAACCUAGAUAGCUAAUUACAACAAAGUUUGACAGUGCAAAAUUCAAAUUCAUAUACGUCAACCAAAAAAAAAAAAAUUACUCACUAGAGGAAGACAUGACUGGUAUGACUGAGAGUUUCCUGCAUGCAGGUCCCUACGUCACAGCUGUAAUGCUUGAAAUAAAGCCCAUUUAGAAAUUAAUUCAACGAUUCAAUUUCUCUACA
Coffea arabica (coffee) is the source of this 2564-nucleotide messenger RNA. Lineage: Eukaryota; Viridiplantae; Streptophyta; Magnoliopsida; Gentianales; Rubiaceae. The record is from RefSeq and is a predicted model, not a curated record.